CGUGAAAUAAAUUCAGUGACCGUUCGUUAAUAAAUAAAUACCGCGAAUUAGAGUCAGUGCUUCUCAACCAAUUUCGAUGUCCUACCUGAUUUUCAACCAACUACGAAUCAUCCAUCUUCAAUUUCGACUUAAAUCGUGAUCCAGUGUUUUGGAGCCAUCGUAGAACUUCUUAAGUAAUCCAGGAGGAGGUGACAGUGGUGGAACAUUAAUAUGUGCUGGUUGCCUUAAUGCGAUUGACGAAGAUGAGUUUAUACAGGCGUUGAGUCAAGAAUGGCAUAUAGAUUGUUUUCGAUGUUCCGUAUGCGAUAUUGGUCUUUCCUCUUGGUAUUUUGAGAAAGAUGGCUUACUUUUCUGUAAAGAUGAUUAUCUGGCUGCUUACGGAGAAGCCUGUCAAGGUUGUGGCCAAAUCAUUACUGGACCGGUUAUGCUGGCUGGUGAUCACAAAUUUCAUCCAGAAUGUUUUGCCUGUAAUUCCUGUGGAGCUUUUAUCGGAGAUGGAGAGAGUUACGCGCUUGUGGAAAGAUCUAAACUUUACUGUGGAGUUUGCUACAAAAGGCAAAUGCAACCGCUUAGCAGAACAGCUAAUCAUCCAUUUGUUAGGAAACCACAUAGCAUUAGAUUGGUGGAAAUACCUCCAAGUACAACCAAUCCUGAUAAGCAAAGAGAAAUUAAACUUACGUUAGAUACAGCUCCUAAUCCUCGCAGUUGUGGUGCAUUACUUCGUAUCUCUGCGUUAAUGAGAAAUGUUCGUGGAAAGAUCAGUAAGCUGCUGGCCUCUGUGAUGGAGGUUCUGUUUAGGCUAUGCUGCCACUUCUCUAAUCAUAGAUUAAAUAUGUCCAGUGAUCUCAUGUCUUUACAUAUCGGAGAUCGAAUAUUGGAAGUAAAUGGUACACCUGUAAAAGAUCAGCCAGUAGAAAGUAUAGAAAAUCUCAUACAGUAUUCUGACACAGUUUUACAGUUGACCAUCGAACACGAUCCUGAUGCAAUGUCACGUCGUUUAACGUUUCCUACACCACCGCCAGCAUUACUGACAACCGCAAGUCCAAGAACGAGUCCAGAAAAUAAAGAAAGGCUUUUCAAACGUCGUGACGAGGGUUAUAUCAGUGGAACACGAAGUAGACAAUUGAGAAGAACGAGAGAUCCUAUGCACAAAGAACGUAGCAGUUCGAUGUCACGUUUAUUAGACGGAACAACUCCAACGAAUCCAACGUGCGACUUAAGUCGAACCAGAUCUUUCCGUGUAGAGCCAAAAAAUCAAAGAAUAUUUCGAGCGAGCGAUUUGGUGAAAGGUGAACUUUUGGGAAAGGGAUUCUUUGGUCAAGUUUUCAAGGUCACUCAUAGAGACACGAACGAAGUUAUGGUGCUGAAAGAAUUGUACAGGGUAGACGAAGAUGCACAAAAGAAUUUUUUAAAAGAAGUCGCCGUAUUACGUUCGUUACAUCACAACAAUGUUCUACGUUUCAUCGGUGUUCUUUACAAGGACAAAAAGUUACAUUUAGUUACCGAGUACAUAUCGGGUGGUACAUUGAGAGCUCUUCUUCACGAUACCAACGAACCAUUGCCAUGGGAGCAACGAACGUCUUUUGCAAAAGAUAUUGCUGCUGGUAUGGCAUAUUUACAUUCCAUGAAUAUAAUACAUCGUGACUUAAAUUCCCACAAUUGUUUGGUACGGGAAGACAAGACCGUCGUUGUGGCAGAUUUUGGCUUAGCCAGGAUCAUACAAAACGGGAAUUCCCCGGAUAAUCGUAAAUACAAUAGACAUUCCGAUGGAGAAGCAAAGACGUCGAAGAAAGAACGUAAAAAGAGAUAUACAGUCGUUGGAAAUCCAUAUUGGAUGGCACCUGAAAUGAUGAAGGGUAACAAGUACGACGAAAAAGUAGAUAUAUUCAGUUUUGGAAUAGUCGUUUGUGAGAUAAUAGGACGAGUACAAGCCGAUCCGGAUUAUCUACCAAGAUCUUCGGACUUUGGAUUGAAUCAGAAUGCAUUUAAAGAAAAAUUUUGUGCUAAUUGUCCGGAAACGUUUUAUAUGAUCGCCUUUCUCUGUUGCGAUUUAAAUCCAGACAAAAGACCACCCUUCGAGCUUAUGGAAAUUUGGUUGGAAGGAUUAGCGAUGCAUUUGUCCGUAGGAGCACAUUUACCACCUGACUUAGACUUUGACAUCAGACAUUACACGGGACCUAGUCCGAGCAGUAGCGAAUCAACAACUCCAGAAACUUUAGUUCCACAAUUGAAGCCUAUUAAAGAAGGUCAGGUGCAUCAGGAAAAGAAACGCUCAAGCGGUUGCGACGAUAGUACAUUGGAAAGAGAAUUCGAAUGCGUAGAGAAGGAAUUACCUCGUAGUUCCGAGUUGAUAAACAUUCGAGGAAGAUAUACCAGACAGAAUAGUAAACCAAACGAAAGCGCAGCGUGUUCGAAUCGGUACGGAAGGCAAAAUUCGAAAUGUAAAGAAGCAGUGGAAAGAGAGAAGCCGGAUAUCGUUAUAUCGCACGAUUGUACCGACUAUAAUCGAUAUUUACGUCAGAACAGUAAACAAAAGGAUGUGGUAAAAGUCGACGAGACCGAAUAUCUGAAUCUGAAUCGAGUACCAACUCUUGAGAAAAUAAGAUACGUAGGAAAUUCAAAUCCUUGCAGCUUCACGUCGGACGGUCCGUCUGAAUUCCGUAAGGUCGACAACAAAUGUUCCUACAAAUUAAACAACAACAACAACAACAACAACAAUAAUAACAACAAUAACAAUAACGUGCAUACCAAAAGCAUGAGCGGUGAGUCCAGCGAAUCGAACUUAGGUACGCCAUCGAGUAACAAAACUAAACAGGAUGGAAAAUUUAAGAUACCCGACGCGGGGAAUAUCGUUGGCUCGUAUCUAAGACAAAUAGGAAAGACGAUAGGCACGACCGAUAAGGAAAAUAAAUCUUCUAACAGUCAAAACGGCGUUAGCUCUGGUUUCACCGAUUACAAAAAGACAACGGUACCAGGAGAAACGAUCAAGUCAUCAGGUAGUUCUUAUUUGAGAAGGACGAGGAUAUCACCGACUAAGGAGACAACGAAGAAUGCGUUUCAAGCAAAGGAUAACGUUUCGACCGAUGUUGUCGUCAAGCCGAUUGAAUCAACGACAUCAGUGUCAAGUGCCAAAGAGUUGGUUCCGAGUCAUAAUACAUCAGAUAACGGAUUAUCUAGACAAGCUAGUGUACUUUCUGAUGUUGGUAGUAUAUUAUCUAGACAAGGAAGUCUCACGGUAUAUGGUAGUUCGUCUAAAAUCAAGGAAAACAAUCUACCUUAUCUUCGAAGUACGUCGACGGGCGAUGAGAAACAUUUGGAGUCUAAGAUUAACACGGAAAGAUGUACAACGACCUAUCAAAACCGUGAACUACGUGAUCUUUCAUUUGAUCCUACUAGAACGGAUGAGAGACAACGUUACAUAAUAUCUCAUCGUCUAGAAAAUACACAAGCUAUGUUGGACGAUCCUAAAACUUCUGUCAUCAACUCGAAGUGUCUUUACGAUAGCGGAUUCAAAUUAUCAGCGAAUGCUUUGGCCGAGUAUGCCGAGUGUUACAAAAAUUUAGAUCUCUGCAGGCAGGAUAGUUUUGGUAGCGAUAGUGCAGUUGGUACUAUGAAGAGCGAUUUUUUUGCUGAUUUAGGUUUCGUCAAAUUGAAGGAUGGUAGAUUGACACCGGACAUCAGUCACACUCCUGAAAGGUGCUGUACACCUAACAGACCGACAUCUCCUAUAGAAAGUACUGCUUUGUAAAAAAAGGAAAAAAAUGUAAAAAGAAAAAGAAAGAAGAACAGCCAUCGAACUCGUUUAAUGUAAUUUAGAAAAAGUCCGAAGGGUGUGUGAUAUUUUAUCGAAGGAUAACUCAUAUUAAUUCACUAAUUCUGAUCUCGUUAAUGUUAAAUAAUUUCCGAAUCUUUACGUUUCUAUUUUAUCGUUUUCUUUAAUUUCUUUUUUUUUUUUAUCUCUAAUGAUUGAUUAUUUUUUCCGUCUCUGUUCUCUUUGUAAUCUUCGCAGAACAUCCGUAGUACGUGGCUUUGCGUAGAAACGAAUCUUUAAUAUUGUUACUAUUUGAUAUAUAUAUAUAUAUAGACAGUAUUAAUGAAUCUCAUUUUUGCUACAAAUUUUUUAUCGAAACGAACGAAAAAUAGGUGUGUAUGUUACUUACAUAUGUUACGUGCACUUGCUGUGGUAACGAGGUGUAUUUUUUUCAUCGACUACAUCUCGUCGGAAAAAAAAGAAAUACAAAGAAAGAAAGAAAAAAAAAAAAAGAAAGAGAAACAAGAAGGGAAGUAAAAAGUAAUUAUAACAGCAAUUGCAUUCCUACGAUUUUUCUUGCCAUUUAUAUUAUUCUUUUUUCUUUUUUUUUCGUCCGACGGCGUGUAAUUCCGAAUACGAGUACAAAUAAUAUUGGGAUUUCUUUUUAAAUAAUAAUUAUGAUAAUUAAUCGCAUUAGUUUAUGGCUAAUUAGACAGCAUUUAUAGACGAUUGAUUUCUUUUUUUUUUCCACCAUUAAGUUAAUGAUAAUUCGACUGAUCGGAAUUUUCUUUUUGAGAAAAUGACGGUGCAAUGAUUAAUAAAUUGCACCAUCGCAUCCCCAACGAAGAUGCAUCGAGAAGACUAAUAUACAUACAUAUAUAUAAAUAUAUAUAAAUAUCUAACGUAUAACCAUUCCAUCCAAGAUGAUCCUUGAAAAGGUGUAAAAAGUUUUUUAACAAUCUAAUCGUAUCAAAAACUUGUGCUCUUUGAGAUAAAAAGAAGAAAAAUAAAAAAACAAAAAAAGAAAAGAAAAAAUAAUAAAAAUAAAUAAUUAGACGAGAUAAGUACGCCGAAAAAAAGAACGGAAAGUGAAAGAGAAACAAACACAUGUACGAAGAUCUUGUACGAAGAAAAAAAAAAAGAAAAGAUAAGAAGAAAAAAAAAGAGAAGAGAAGAAAUGUUGGGAACGUCGGCGAAUUGUGCUCCUUUUUUUCUUUAAAAAUGACUAUAAACUCGGUUUGUAGAAUAGAUUGUAAAAAAACGAAACAGGUGGUGUAUAUUUGCGAUUUUUUUUUUUCUUUAGAAAAAAGAAACAUAAAAGAGAGAAGUUAUGCGAAUGUAUAGAUCUUAUAUAUCGAUGUACAUUAAAUAUUUAGAUGCACAUCAUCAAUAUCUUCGUUACAGUACGUGUAACAAGUAUUACGAUGAUGAAUUUUUUAUUCGAUCAUUUGAAACACAUUAAUUAUUAAGAAAUUAAUGUUAUUAUGAGUAACGAAGAUAUCGAUGGGUGUGAAAGAAAUAUAGAAACGAUAUGUAUAAUACAGAUUAUUUGUAUAUAAUUUUGUAUAUGUAUAUAUAUAUAGACACAGAUACAGUACACAGAAUGAAAACACAUGCAUAAACUAAUUUCUAGAUUGAUCACGUUAAACUUUAACAUUGAAUAACACGUAACAACUAUUUCGAGCUUUAUAUUUGUAAAAUAGAAACUCUUAUUAUAAUCCGUCGUUAUUUGCGUGUACCUAUGCAUAUACAAAAGGAAUCACACAUACAUACAUACAUACAUACAUACACAUAUAUACACGUGUACACGAGCUUCCUGUUGUUUGAUGCACUUUUAAAAACAAAUAUUUGUCAUCUGUGAUAAUCAAAAAUAAGAAUUAAUUCUUUUCAUUUGAAUAUCAUAGUUUCAACAUACUACAUCGAGGAAAAUAAAAACCCUAUUGUGUGUGUGUGUGUGUGUGUGUGGACGUAUGAACGAGUGUGUAAAGCUUAUUAUUAUAUAAUGUAUAAAAUUAUUGUCAUUUUCUUCUGUCUGAUUCGACAAGAAAAUGAAUUGUAUAAUAUUUUCCAUGAAAUCUUAAAAAGUGAUUCAUUAACGCGACGUAUGUAUAUGUGUACGACAAUGAAGUUUUUAAUCAAAUUUUGGAUUAUUAUCUUGGAGAGAACAUUGAAAAAAUCUAUCAAAUUCGAAUGCCUACAUUGUUCAAAAAAAAAGAAAAAACAAGAGAACAAUAAGACGAAACAAAAGAAAAUAAAACAAAAAGAAAAAGAAGGGCUAUGAAAUGUUUAAAUCGUUCGAUCCAUUAACUCGAACCACAAAUAAUUACGUAAAUUAUCCGAAUAAAGACGGAAAUGAGUUUACUAUUUCGCUCUAAUGUUUCUAACAAUCAUUAGUCUCAAAUAUCGACGACUUAACGACCCUAAUUUGAUCUGAAAAGGGAAACGAAUGACGAUUGUAAAAAAAAGCGUGCAUCGUUAAUUAUUUCCUCCUAGUUGAAACGCAUGCAUACACAUAUACACAAAUAAAAACACAUGAAACACAUCGUAUAUCUUCGUAAGAAGAAUUAGAAGAAGACAGACAGUAUUACUCGCUCGCAUCGUUGCUCGUUAUCUCUCUAUUUAUCUAUCUAUCUUUCUAUCUGUCUUUCUAUUUUACGCGCGAGAUAAUAAAAGAACGUGUGAAAUUUAAACAUCGUUCCUCGUAGCAGCGUGUUGGCGAGCAUCAAGAAUCCUGUAAAGUUCUGUAAAGAUAUACUUGGGGACGUGUAGAUGCGUUAUUUUUAUAGGUGUUAUUAUACGAAAGUUAUUGUACGGGCAAACAAGAGAAUGUAAUUCGCUUACUUUAUUCGGUUCAUUUAAACGUACCGAAGAAGAAGAACAAGAUUCUUUGCAAACUUAAGGUUUGAUCGAAAAAUCGUACUUAUUCGCACGUUUAUCGUAACGAAAAAAAAAAGAAAAAAAGAAAAAAAAAGAAAGAAAGAAAGGAAGAAAGAAAGAAAGAAAGAAAUGAAAUAAUUUUCAAAUCUGACGAAUCAACAAGGGUCGAUUAAAUGAUUAAUGAGAAAAGACAAAAAAGCGUGACGUAUAAAAUGCGCUCGAAAUAUGUAAUAACGAUAAUAAUAAUAAUAAUAAUAAUAAUAAUAAUAAUAAUAAUAAUAAUAAUAAUAAUGAUGAUGAUGAUGAUGAUGAUGAUGAUGAUGAUGAUGAUGAUGAUGAUGAUGAUGAUGAUGAUGAUAUAAUAUUAUAAUAAUAAUAAUAAUAAUAAUAAUAAUAAUAAUAAUAAUAAUAAUAAUAAUAAUAAUAAUAAUAAUAAUGUAAUGAGUUAAUGAUAACGAUGAUAACGAUAAUAACAAUUGUGGAAGUUAUUGGAUAACGUGCAUAAACAGAUUCCAUUGAAAUUUCUGAUCAAGAUCGAUACCAAAAGAAAGAUAACACAGAGGUAAACGAAAUCAUUUAGAUCGUCAAUUUCUCUUUGCGUUUAACGAACCGAAGUUUUGCUCAAGAAUUUUUAAGCUUUUCGAUUUCUACAAUACUAUCCGCCAAAUCAUCGUCGAGAAUGCUCUAAGCUCGUUUCAAAAUUUCGUUGAAUUUUCCACGGAGGUUUCACGUGGAAUUUGUAAUAAUUAUUUGUAUAGAAAUAUUAUAUUAAAAAAUGGGCUUAACAAACUAAUCUCGAUGAUGUUCGUUGGAGGCUAUAGGGUCUUAUAAAAUGAAAGAAUGCAUUUAAGAAUGAAGUUUUAUACCUUUAGUACUCGUUACCUGUAAAUUCGAUGAAUCCUUUUGUGCAGAGUUUUAUGUAACUAUAUAGGGAACAAGUGUUUUAUUUAACAUUCCGAUAAUGCAUUACAAGAAAAAAAAAGGAAAAGAAAAAAAAAAGAGAGAGAGAGAAUAGAGAAAUAAACUGUUGACGGUAAA
Molecule: messenger RNA, 7666 nt
Organism: Vespula vulgaris
Lineage: Eukaryota; Metazoa; Arthropoda; Insecta; Hymenoptera; Vespidae
Gene: LIMK1
Product: LIM domain kinase 1
Exons: 8
Coding region: 425-3748 (1107 amino acids)
Biological process (GO): actin cytoskeleton organization; protein phosphorylation
Cellular component (GO): cytoplasm; nucleus
Molecular function (GO): protein binding; protein serine/threonine kinase activity; ATP binding
Source: RefSeq, a predicted model, not a curated record